Molecule: messenger RNA, 1071 nt
Organism: Solanum lycopersicum (tomato)
Lineage: Eukaryota; Viridiplantae; Streptophyta; Magnoliopsida; Solanales; Solanaceae
Source: RefSeq, a predicted model, not a curated record
GAAAAGAAAUUGAGGACUGAAAGGGACCCAAGAGAUUUAAUUUGAGUGCAGAGAGAAAAAGAACAAAAAAUGGUAACUGUAACAUCACACACACACAAAAAAAAAAAAAGAGAAAGAUUGGGUUGGGAGUAACGGCGAUGAUUGGAGAAUCUUCUAGACAUAUGAAAUUUGUGGAUUAGGGCUUUUAAUCGGCGAAAAAAUGGGGCGAAGGAAGGUAGAAAUUAAGCGAAUUCAAGAUAAAAAUUGCAGGCAAGUUGCGUUCUGUAAACGGAGGAAGGGUUUAUUGAAGAAAGCUAAAGAAAUUUCUAUUCUCUGCGAUGUCGAUGUUGCUGUUGUUAUCAUCUCAAAUCGUGGUAGACUCCAUGAAUUCUCCAGCAAUAACAGUAUGACAGCGAUGCUUCGACGAUAUGAAAGCCAUGUUGGAGCAGAAAAAGAGAUCAAUGCAGAAAUCCAGGUCGCAGAGGUGUCGGGGUUCACAACAAUGGGAGAACUGCUACAAACAACAGAAAGGCAACUCGAGGAAACAAAUGCUGAUGGUCUCACUUUGACUGACCUUAUCCAUUUGGAAAACGAACUUCAAACUGCUCUAAUACAUCUCAGAGCUAGAAAGACACAUUUGAUGCUUGAAUCUGCUAAGGUUCUUCAUGAGAAGGAAAAACUGCUGCUAGAGGAAAAGAAACAUCUGGAGGACAAUAUAGCUAGUAUCAAGAAAAACACAAAAGUGAAUGAAAUGUCUGACCUUCCAGCACCCCACAUGAUUUGUGGACAACAAAAAGUUACCCUGAAUUUCUUCUAGUGAUUAUCGUCGUAUUCGUCGAAAAGCCUUGCUUCUGCACCAGAGGAACCUGCAAAAUUAGUUUCAAUAAAACUAAUAAUUAUUCAUCCUUGUUCUUGUUUCUAAUGGAUGAUGAUUAAAGUUAACUUCUCUACUUUGACAUAUUUACUAGAGGGUGACUUAUAUGCCUAUUUUUCCCUCUUUUUAAGUUGUAUAAUGGAGUACUUGAAAUUGAUUACCCUACACAUUAUUGUUAUGAUUUUUUUGUGAAGAGUAAUAUUGCAAAAUUACAUAAA